AUGGACAAGAGGAAGAGAGAUUCAAACGAUUCCCCAUCAUCUCUUACCCCACAAGACCAUCGGGCAAAGCGCCUAAACACCCAAGGCUCAUCCUACGGCUUCGCCUCCAUCAGUCAACAAUAUGAGCCGCGCCUUAUUCUUCGCAAAGGGCCGUAUGUUAGCUAUCAACCAUUGAUCACGCACGAACAGUGGAAAGGCAUAAUUGGAAACGACAUACCACCUGACCGCCAAACUGCGGCGUACCAGACUUCUGACUGGAAACCAUAUAUCGAUAACAUGGCAAAAAACAUCAGAGAAGGACACUUCAGCAUCUACGAUGGACAUCUUCAGCUGUUUAUAGUCUGUUCCCAAGUCUAUGGAUGUUCUCCCGUCUCGAUCUUCUCGCCUCGUAACGGUCUUGCUUCCGAUGUUCCAUUCUCGUACCAGAAUGAGUCUCCUUGGUGGUCAACCUCAGCCCGGAUGCUUGCAAAAAUUUUGACACAUUCUGUCUUCCGGGGCAACUUGGACCACUUUAUUACUGUCAUCCAAUAUGCUAUCAUCCUCCGAACAGAUGACCGAAGACGCUGGGUGAUAUCCAAGAGGUCCUCGGGUGAUGGAAUGUUAGAAGCGUUGCGAUCAACUAAGCAGCAGAAAAUCGCUGAGUACGUACAAAGUUCGAUAUCUAUCCCUUCGCCGUCUUCCGAGGAAGAACACCACCAAUCUCGGGACACUCAAGGUUGGUCGCGAGAGCUUUUCAGUGACUUAAGAAGAACAGUCUCUCAUUGA
Messenger RNA from Fusarium verticillioides 7600, 765 nucleotides. RefSeq lists its product as hypothetical. Lineage: Eukaryota; Fungi; Ascomycota; Sordariomycetes; Hypocreales; Nectriaceae. The transcript has a single exon. The record is from RefSeq and is a predicted model, not a curated record. Bases 1 to 765 code for a protein of 254 amino acids.